Messenger RNA from Pocillopora meandrina, 3185 nucleotides. The record is from the annotation of a GenBank genome assembly. NCBI's taxonomy places the organism in Eukaryota, Metazoa, Cnidaria, Anthozoa, Scleractinia, Pocilloporidae.
AUGUUUAGCGGAAAAUUUAUUUCAUCGUUUGCUGUUUUAAUACCAACUACUUCCUCGAAUUCUAAUGUUGCAAGAAGAAAAUCAUGGCUUCUUUUGGUACAAUUCAACAACUAUGCUAGCAGCGUCAAAAACAAAAGUCAAACAGGAAGUAGACGUUGCUGGAAGUGCAACAGUGAGAUAAGAUCAGGGGUAGAGUUCUUCUGCCCCUCUUGCAAUAUCAUUCAAAUGCCACCGAGGAAGGUGACUUAUUUUGAGCUAAUGGGGAGGUAAUGAAAUGUCAGCUGUUAAUUCACAUGUCAUUCUUCCUUUCAGCCAAUCGCAUUUUAGAUAAUGAAGGUGUAAAAGGUCAAAGGUGAGAAUAAAACAAAUAUUCCCUAGGACUGGGAUGCUGUGGGCUGAGAGAAUUUGUGUGGCUCCACCAAAAAUCUUGAAAUUUUUUCUUUUUUAACAACUGAAAGUGAACAAAACUUAGCAUGGUGCAUCUGGGCUCCUAGCUGUCUUACUUAAAACUUGAUACAGUACCUUGAUGAUGAUUGUCUUGGUAUGAAUUGGUGAAUGCCACAACAGACCCAGAAUAUCAUAUGUUGUCAAGCAGGCAUUUAUAGGGAAGUGGUUAAAACUUCCCUUUCACAACUUUCAGAGAGGAUAGAGAGAUACAGGAGAUAUAAAAAUGAAUAUCUCAAUUUUGUGUCCCUUUUGUAAGCCUACUCAAUACAAUAUAAUGUGUGAUCCUGGGCUUGUGCUUGAAAUACUAACAAGUUAUAAUUAUUUCUGUUGAUGCAGUCCCACAUCAUUUGACAUUGAUACCAGGCAGCUGACCCGACGUUAUAAAGAAUUACAAUGGAAACUACACCCUGAUAAAUUUAGUGAUCUAUCCAAGGUAUUUUCAAUGACUUUGACAAACAAAGCUGAUCAAAAAACGUUUGACAAAAUUUUUAGUUUCUAAUUGAAAUCAAUGUAUAACUUAUAAUUAUAUCAAUUUACUUUGAUUUCAUCACAGAAAGAGCAAAGCUUAUCUGAGGAACAAUCAUCUUUGGUAAAUGAAGCUUACCAAACUCUUCUAAAGCCACUUACUAGAGGGCUUUACCUGGUAUGUUCAUGUGAUGUAUCAACCCUUUGAACCUAAGAGUGACUAACAUCUAAUUUCUCCUUACAGUAUUACCCCUGAAUUACACAUUGAAAUCAUGAGAAUAAAAGAAAAUGAUCAGGGACUAAAGCAGCUCUUGAUUGUUAUCCAGAUUCUCCUUGUCAGCACCUAAGGAAAUGUACAGAGAACAGCAUGGAGAAUAUGUAUGCUGAUGUUAGGGUGUAAAGGGUUGAGUUCACUUGUUAACAUACAAUACCUUAACCCUUCUGUCUCCCCCCCCCCCCUCAAGAUAUAGGUAUCAAUUCACUUCAUUGUCUGUCAUACGUUUCCAAUAACUUUAGCUCUUUGAAUAUGGUUCUGUAUAGAAUCAAAGAAAAUUACUUAAUUUAAACUCAAAUUUCUUGUUCUAGUUAAAUUUAAAUGGAAUACCUAUAACAGAAGAUCAAGCCAGUUCUACUGACACAAAAUUCUUGGCUCUAGUAAUGGACAAAUAUGAAGAAAUUUCAUCAAGUGAGAAAAAGUUAAAGGAAAUCAAAAAAGAAAAUAAUGGUAAGGACUUUUGAGAAAAAUGGAAUAAUGUAAGUCCAUGAUACUUCUUCUCUCCAAAAGAGGCACUUGUCCCAGCCAUCAUAUGGUACAGUUACUUACGAACUUAAUUUUUCAUUUUUAGGCGACCUGGAAAAGUCUGUUAAAAAGGUUUCAAAGGCUUUUGAGAGAGGUAAAUAAAGGUUUUGGGGGGAUUUUAAAUUAUUUAUCUCUCUGCAAAUUAGACAGACUCAGUAUUGUUAUCAAGAAUUCCUCAGUAGAAAACGUUUUUUUCAUUUGAUUUUUGUCAAUUUUGUCUGCUGAAUUACUGAACAGUUAAGCACCAUAAAGGAUUAUAGUACUUAGUGAACACAUAACAAGUUCCUCGGCCAAUCAGAUACGGUUCUACUCUUUUGUGGCAGACAUAACUGGAUGUAGCUGACUGUGGGCCUCAAAGAAAACAAAUGCUUGGCAUUAAUUUCGGUCUAUCAAUUGAGACUUCCGUCAUCAUGAUGAUAAAACAAGGUUAGGUCUGCAUGGAGGAAUCUGUAUGCAAAAACUGUCCAAAGGACAAAAAAUUAACUCAGUAAGUAAAGAAUCUGACCACAAAAUUAGAGGGCUUAGUUUCAAAUUCUCACAGAUGACUUGGAUCUUCUCUUUUUCCCUCACUUUUGACAAAUACUAAAGGGGUGUUACUUAAAGAAAAGAUCAGAAAACUCGUAUUCAUAUUUAUGUUUAUAGGCUUUGUUUAGGUGCUUAUAGAAAUGUCUGUUUGCCUUCAACUUUAUCUCGUGCAUCUUGUUAUUUUUAGGAGACCUAGAGACAGCAAGGAAGGAGGUGGUGAAGCUUAAAUAUUUCUCUAAAAUUGAUGAAUUUAUUAAAGACAGAGAAGGCUGGGAUUGAUACGACAAACAGAAAGAAAUACCGAACAAGAACAGGCAGCUUGCCAAAAAGGAAAUUCAAACUGAAGAGAGACACUACAAAGGAGAUUACUCUUGUAGAGUUGCUGUUCUCUAACGCAGUUUAUCAUCUAAAACUUUCCAAAGAGUGGAGAGGAGACAAGAGUGAGGAUUCUCUCUGCGCUAGUUUUUUGAUCGAAGUCAAACGGCUCAGGCAUGAAAUUUAUUUUAUAAAAGAAGUUCAAAUAUGAGGAUAAAGAUCCAAAAGAAACGUCAGUACUUUUGUGAUCUAAGUUGUUGUUAAGACUAUGAAAAAAAACCACUACUAAAAAUCUCCCAUACAAUUCCACACAAUAGAUAAACUGAAAGAGCAUUUUGUAGUAUGCUGUUGGUAUAAAUCACUCAAAUGUCGUUUAUCUUAACUACGGAGACGUUGAAAGGGAAUAUUGGAUAGCCUUAUUUCCUUGUUAUUUUAUCAUAGUACUUGAGUUAAUAAAGAAGAGAGGUCGAAAUGGGUGUGAAAUCUAUAGCUGGUUAGCAACGUUUGUAGCCUCUGUAGGUUUAUAGCAAUAUCCAGCGCACGCAGUCCUAACACAUUACCAAUUCAAAUAACUUUCCUGUUUUUAAUGGGAGGCGUGUCAAUCUCUUAAAGAGAAAUAAAAAGCGAAUACAAG